This is a messenger RNA of Parastagonospora nodorum SN15, 954 nucleotides long. RefSeq lists its product as hypothetical. The transcript has 3 exons. Gene Ontology annotation, cellular component: fungal-type vacuole; plasma membrane. NCBI's taxonomy places the organism in Eukaryota, Fungi, Ascomycota, Dothideomycetes, Pleosporales, Phaeosphaeriaceae. The coding region runs from base 1 to 954 and encodes 317 amino acids. The record is from RefSeq and is a predicted model, not a curated record.
AUGUUCGGCCUUACCAUGCGCCGCACUACGCUCCUGGCACUCGCCUGCCUAAUCCCACUCAUAGCGGCCGCCGAGGACAGGCCAAAGGGCGACUUCAGAAAAUGUCUCGAAGUCACAGACACAUGUCCCGUCAACGCGACACUUUAUGGCUACCGCCCUGAUAUGGGCGCAAAUGCCUUCCUAUGUGCACUUUUCGGACUCUGCUUCAUCGGCUCUCUCGUCAUCGGCAUAAUGACCAAGACAUGGACCUACACAAUUGCUCUUGGAAUAGUGGGCCGCAUCAUGAUGAACUCCAACCCCUGGAGCGAAAGCGGCUUUAAGCUGCAGAUCUGCGCUCUCGUCCUGGGCCCGAGUUUCGUCGCUGCCGCCAUCUACCUCACCCUGAAGCACUUCGUCCUCUACUGCGGAGCAGAGUAUUCUCUGAUCAAGCCGCGCCUCUACCCCUGGAUCUUCGUCGGAUGCGAUUUCGGCUCCAUGGUACUCCAGGGCAUUGGCGGUGGUCUUGCCGCAGCCGGCGGAACGAAGAACCAGAAGCUCAUUGACGGCGGCAACAAGAUGAUUGUCGCUGGUAUCGCGUUCCAAGUCGUCACGAUGGCCGUGUGCGGUAUGCUCAUCUUGGUCUACGUCUUCCGCUACAAGAAGGGAACGGCAGCUCGCCACGCAGUCGAGGAGAAGAGCGCAUACCACAGCGACAAGGACUCUGGCUCGAUUGCGCUGUGGAAGGUCAAGGUCUUUGGAUGGGCGGUCACGUUCGCAUACACUACUGUUUUGAUCCGUUGUAUCUACCGUCUGCCUGAGAUGGCUGGUGGAUGGGGCAACGCGCUCAUGAGGAACGAGCGCGAGUUCCUGCUACUCGAUGGAAUGAUGCUUGCGAUCGCAUGUGUUCUCCUCACCGCUUGCCACCCAGCCUUCUUCUUCCCUCCGUUCGCUGCGUUCCGCCGUCGCCAGAAGUAG